UAAGAACUAAGGACGAUUCUGGAGGGAGAGAGAGAGAGAGAGAGAGAGCUCUUUCCUUUAUUCAAUUCUGGAAAUUCUUCAAUUCUUUGACCUGGUCAGGUGAUCUCUCCUCUAAAUCUGUAAGAACCCUGCAGUGAUUUUAACUUCAGUCUUUGAUUUUAAAUUUCUGUCUUUCAAUAACUCCCACGAUUCUUAGCAAUCUACGGCUAACUAUUCGGUUUCUGAAUCAAUUUCAAGUUUAAUUUUUAAGGAGAAAUUGAUAUACGAGGUUUGAAUGUGCUGAAUCCAGUGAAAUCUGAAGUUGGUUUGUGUUAAUUUUGGAAUUUAUGAUUCACUUGCAUUAAAUUGAAUUGUUGGGGCUCAACCUCUUUGUUUUGAGCGUAUUUAUCUGUUUUGUGAAAAUUAUAGCUUAUAAUUCAGUUUCCAAGUGUGUGUAGAUGGGGAAACCAUUAUUUUACGAGAUAUGGGAAAAGCCAGCUACAAGCUCUAUAAUAGGUUUAUGCAGUGUAAUUUGGUUCUGUAUUCAGAAAAAGAACAUUGGUUAUUCCCAUGUGGGCUUGAGUUAUGAGACUGCAAUUCAAGGUCACCAUUGGAGGAUAAUAACCUCGGCAUUUUCACAUAUUAGUGUUGUUCAUCUUGCUUUCAACAUGAGUGCUCUUUGGAGCCUUGGGAUUAUUGAGCAGUUAGGGCAUAUAGGCCUUGGAGUAGAGUAUUAUCUCCAUUAUACACUAGUGAUGGUUGUUUUGUCAGGGAUGCUUGUUAUUGGUAUGUACCAUCUUUUGAUACGAAGGUUCAAACUAGACUAUUUUCGAAGAGUCACUGCUGUUGGGUACUCUUGUGUUGUUUUUGGGUGGAUGACGAUCCUAUCAGUGAAGCAACCCUCAUUCAAGUUGAAUCUUUUUGGGUUUCUGUCCCUUCCUAUCAGUUUUGCGCCAUUUGAGUCCCUCAUCUUCACGUCGAUAAUUGUUCCUCAAGCGAGUUUUCUUGGUCAUUUAUCCGGAAUUAUUGUCGGCUAUGCUAUUGGCUGGGGUUUGAUACAUGGGAUGAGCAAUUACUGGGCAAUAUCUAUGUUGGGUUGGAUUGUGCUUGUAUUUAUAUUUAGUUUGAAGAAGUCGGGUACGUAUGAUUUCAGCUUUAUUGAGAUUGAACAUGUAAAUGAUCCUUCCUUGCGCUUUGUGGCUUCAGGAAAUGGCAGAACCUUGCAGAUGGGUAUGCUUCCAGGUGUUGGUGCUGACCUUGUGUAGUUUCUGGGGAAGUUUUACUUUAUAUUGUAAUGUUAUAAUUAAAUCUCUUAAAUAUUGUCAAGUCAGAUGGCUAAAUAUUGUUCUAAAGCGGGGUUGUUUGAAGCUGUUUAAUCUUCUUCUCAAACUAUUUAAUGCAUGUCAACUCUCGUAAAUGCUUCACGGAAUGUAAGAGCUAUGAUAACCUUCAUUUUUCAUGCUUCGUAGAUUAUGGGGAAAGCUCUCCAUCAUAUUGAAUCUUGGUCAUGCAGAUCUUGUACCAAUUUAUUUUUUAUUUUUAUU
This is a messenger RNA of Olea europaea var. sylvestris, 1523 nucleotides long. RefSeq names its product RHOMBOID-like protein 13. Gene Ontology annotation, molecular function: serine-type endopeptidase activity. The coding region runs from base 438 to 1244 and encodes 268 amino acids. The transcript has a single exon. Gene Ontology annotation, cellular component: membrane. NCBI's taxonomy places the organism in Eukaryota, Viridiplantae, Streptophyta, Magnoliopsida, Lamiales, Oleaceae. The record is from RefSeq and is a predicted model, not a curated record.